CGCGCGCACAGGAAAAGGCAAAUAAGGGGGAUGGCAGGUGCGGGCGUGCGGCGGCCUGGGGGGGAAAAGAGCGAUCGUGCGGGCGGCGGCGUCUGGGCCAGAUUUGGCUGCAGAGAGGCCGAAUUGAUGGAGAGAGGGAGAGAAGCAUUUCCUGGAGAAGAAGAAUGAAAAAAAAAUACACACGAGAGAGCGCAGGCACACGAGAGGGAGUGGGAGCUGAUCCUCGUCGCACAUAUAAAGCAGGCAAUACCCCCCCGUUCCCUCUUCUCCCCCUAUAGACAAAGUUGUUUCUUGCCCACGCACAAUGGUCAAGCAACACUCCAAGGUCCCGGCUAUCCUUAUCACAGUCUUCGCCGCUUUUGGUGGUUUCUUGUUUGGUUAUGACACAGGAAACAUCUCUGGUGUUAUCGCCAUGGAGUUCUUCCGUAGGAACUUUGGCGAGUUCAUCGGCGUGAGCGAAGCGCGCCCUAACGGGUACGACUUGUCGACCAGUAACAAGUCGCUCACUGUCUCCAUUCUGUCUGCUGGUACUUUCUGUGGAGCACUGACAGGUGCCCCUGUUGCAGACUUCUUUGGUCGUCGUCUCGGUCUCUUGUUGACCAUGGUCAUUUUCAGCGUUGGUGUUGCUCUCCAGACUGCAUCAACUGCUCUGCCCCUGUUUAUUGUCGGCCGUGUCGUUGCCGGUUUCGGUGUCGGUUUGGUCUCUACCAUGGUUCCCAUGUACCAGUCUGAGUGUGCACCCAAGUGGAUUCGCGGAGCUGUUGUCUCUUGCUACCAAUGGGCCAUUACCAUUGGUCUCCUUGUCGCAUCCAUUGCAACAAACGGAACAAAGGACUUCAACGACGCCAGUUGCUACCGCAUUCCAAUCGGUCUCCAGAUUGCUUGGGCCGCUAUUCUCUCUCUCGGUCUCUUCUUCCUCCCAGAGUCCCCUCGAUUCUACAUCAAGAAGGGCAAGUACGAGAAGGCUGCCAUGUCUCUUGCCCGCCUCAAUGCCACCACACCCGACGACGUCGAAGUACAAGAGCAGCUCAACGAGAUCCGUGCCAACCUUGAAGUUGAACAGGCUCACUCAAGCGGCUCAUGGCUCGACUGCUUCCGUCCCGGCGGUUCUCAGCGUCACUUGCUCCGUACCUUCACUGGUACCAUUCUCCAGGGCUGGCAACAACUCACUGGUAUCAACUUCAUUUUUUACUACGGAACCACCUUCUUCCUUCGUUCGGGCAUCUCAAACCCCUUCAUCAUCUCGAUCGCUACUAACGUUGUCAACGUCGGUACCACCGUCUUUGCAUUCUGGGGAAUUGAAAAGCUCGGCCGUCGCAAGCUCCUCAUUAUUGGUGCCAUUGGUAUGUCGUUCUGCGAAUUCAUUGUCGCCAUUGUCGGUGUGACCACCCCUGCUGGAAACCUUGCCGCCCAGAAGGUGCUCAUCGCCUUUGUCUGCAUCUACAUUGCAUUCUUUGCAUCGACCUGGGGACCUGUCUGCUGGGUCGUCUGCGGUGAAAUCUUCCCACUCACCAUUCGCGCAAAGGGAAUGGCUCUCUCUGCUGCAAGCAACUGGUUGUGGAACUUUGGUAUUGGUUACGCAACCCCGUACAUGGUCGACUCUGGACCUGGAAACGCCGACCUCGGUGUCAAGGUCUUCUUCAUCUGGGGCAGUACCUGUGCAGCAGCUGGUCUCUUUGCUUUCUUCUUCGUUCCUGAGACCAAGGGUCUUACUUUGGAAGAGAUUGACGAGCUUUACGCAACGACAACGAUUCGAAACUCCUCAAAGUUCCGACCUUCGCACAAGUAUGUCGACGACGUGGAGAUGGGUGCUGGCAACCGUGUCAUCUCAAACGAAGGUAAGACUGAUGCUGCUGUCCGUGAGCACCGCGAGAUGGCAUAAAUACGUAUGUCCGCUUUAGAUAUAUGUGAAGGUACUUCAUUUAAUCAAAAUUCAUUUUCAUUUCA
Molecule: messenger RNA, 1947 nt
Organism: Protomyces lactucae-debilis
Lineage: Eukaryota; Fungi; Ascomycota; Taphrinomycetes; Taphrinales; Protomycetaceae
Product: MFS monosaccharide transporter
Exons: 2
Coding region: 305-1882 (525 amino acids)
Biological process (GO): carbohydrate transport; transmembrane transport
Cellular component (GO): membrane
Molecular function (GO): carbohydrate:proton symporter activity
Source: RefSeq, a predicted model, not a curated record